AUGGAUUCAGGCGAUUGUGAUCCUUCAGAUAAGUCAGUGAAAGGGGAGGAAAGAAAUUAUGUGAGAGAACAAUGGGGGAACAAAGUGGAAUAUGUUCUCUCAAUACUAGGAUAUUUGGUGGGAUUUGCAAAUAUUUGGCGAUUUCCGUAUGUGUGUAUGAAAAACGGCGGAGGUGCAUUUCUGAUCCCAUACCUCAUUAUUCUGUUAUUAAUGGGCACCCCUCUUUAUUUCCUGGAGGCAUCUCUAGGACAAUUUACAGGGAAAUCUUUCAAAGAAGUCUGGAGCUACUGUCCAAUAAUUCAGGGAAUGGCUUUAUGCUAUCAGAUCUUGUUGAUACCCUCCACGUGCUAUUUCGUCAUGCUGUUGACAUGGACAGUAUAUUAUUUCUACACAUCUUUCCACUCGCCGCUUCCAUGGAGCACAUGUGGCAACGAAUGGAACACGCAGUAUUGUUUCAGUGGUCUAGAAGACAAUAUGGAAGGGCUGGCGACGACGAACACGACUGAUUUACUCAAUAGGACGUCUGUUAUGAAUAUGAGCAACAUGAUUUUCCCUUUAAAUGAGUCGUAUGCAUUGAAGCGUUAUAGUGCAGAAGAAGAAUUCUGGCACAACCAUGUGCUAAGCAUUUCCGCUGGACUGGAUGAUAUUGGUUCACUGCAGGGAAGUUUGGUCCUGUGCCUGGCAUUGACAUGGUUUUUAAUUUACCUCUGUGUUAUCAAGGGAAUCAGGACCUCAGGAAAGGUGGUUUAUUUGACCGCUACACUUCCCUACCUUCUUUUGACCGUUCUGCUCAUCAACAAUCUCACACUGCCGGGUUCGUUGGAUGGAGUAGUCUUUUUCAUAAAACCAAAUUUUAACUCGUUGGGAAAUAUCCAGGUUUGGUUACAGGCAGCUAUACAGGUGUUCUAUUCCCUGGCGAUUGGAUGGGGAGGAACAAUCAUAACACUAUCAAGUUACAAUUCCUUCAACAACAACUGUCUCAGAGAUUCUAUUCUCCUGUCGAUUGCCGGUGAGGGUUCCAGUGUAUUCGGUGGAUUUGUAAUAUUUUCUGCUCUUGGAUUCAUGGCACAUAAGGCAAAUGUCCCUGUUGGUGAGGUUGUCAAGUCCGGUCCAGGUUUAGGUUUCAUGGCCUACCCUAUGGCAGUGGCACAGAUGCCCCUUCCCAACCUCUGGGCAGUUCUGUUCUUUCUCGCCAUGAUGACAUUGGGGGUUGACAGUAUGUUUACGCUUGCUGAAGUAAUAUAUGCGUAUUUUGAGAGUUGUUUCAAGAUUUUGAAGGAAAGACAAAUCAUUUCAAGGGCAUGUUUUUCAUGCCUUGGCUUUUUGCUCGGAUUACCGUUUUGCACGGAGGGUGGAAUAUACAUAUUCCAGCUAUUAGACUGGUAUUGUGCUGCCUUUGCUCCGCUUUUCUGUACCAUGGUUGAAUGCCUAUCAAUAUCCUGGGUGUAUGGUGCCGAGCGAUUUUCGAGGGACGUCGAAAUGAUGAUCGGGAGGAGAAUACCUGCGUAUAUCAGGCUAUUUUGGUGUUUUCUUGCCCCGAUUAUCUUGCUAAUGUUGAUGGCGACAAGUUUGUUGGCAUACGUGCCGCCUAUAUACGGGGACUACGUAUACCCGAGAUGGGCCGCGCAGCUCGGAUGGGUGUACGCCAUUUUUCCCAUAGUGCCAAUCUUUACUGUAGGAUUGAAAGUCGUGUACAAAUCAACAGGGGAAACGGUGUGGCAGAAGUUACAACAGUCAGUAAAACCUACAUCAGAUUGGCGCCCAGCAGUGGACAAAGGCGAUUAUCUGUAUCUUACUUGGGAAACUAGCGGUACCGUCACACACAGAAUUCUAUCAAACCUCGGAUUUAGAAAGAGGAAUAUUGUUGUUUGA
Messenger RNA from Ylistrum balloti, 1872 nucleotides. Its product is annotated as sodium- and chloride-dependent glycine transporter 1-like. Lineage: Eukaryota; Metazoa; Mollusca; Bivalvia; Pectinida; Pectinidae. Gene Ontology annotation, cellular component: membrane. Gene Ontology annotation, biological process: sodium ion transmembrane transport. The record is from RefSeq and is a predicted model, not a curated record. The transcript is spliced from 13 exons. Bases 1 to 1872 code for a protein of 623 amino acids.